AUUACCUGUGACUCGUGACACCCCACAAUAAAUUCUCGUUUCCGCCCCCCUUUUUACAUCAGUACCAGAAAUAAUGACUAGCAAAGCAGUUUUAAGUAAAUACAUCAAUAGCUGACUUACAACAUAAUUAUGCUAACAAGAACAACAAUAUCGAACUAAACUUUUUCGUUUGAAAUCAAGAGUAAUGAUACAAUUCGCGGGAGAUAUGUAGAAUUGACCACGGUUAAAUCGAUUCUCAAGCUCUCAUAAUGUAAACCUCGCUUAUCAUGUGAAUACUUUGGCUGGUAGAGCAAUUCCGUAAACGUUCUGGACAAACCUAAGAUAAACGUGAGAUAAAAUGUCCGCUGUACCAUGGGAAAGCGAGGAAAGUCGAAACUACAUCUGUAUGGAUUAUAUUGUCACCAAUGUUGCAAGUAAAGAAUUGAGAAAAAUAUUUAUUCAGGAAUGGAACAGUCGUUACCAGGCUUCCUUUGGAAAAUGGGAUGACACAAACGUAAGUGGUAGUCAGUUGUUCCAUCGGGAAAAAUCACGCGCUAGGCCGAACAAGAACACACUCCAGUCUAAAUUUCAAGAUGGUGAUACAAAUGAGUGGGAUUGUACUGUGCUCUUUGAUGCAAUUCUUUACUCCAAUUCCAUUGGAACAAGUCUGAAUCCAACGAUACGGAUUGAAGUCAACAAUAUCAGAAUAUUACGAAACGAAAUUAAGCAUAAUUCCGAAGGAGAACUCGACGACAAAGACUUUCACUCCAUGACAACCCGUGUCGAAAAUGCAUUUAAAGCCCUGAGUCUUCCAACCAAUGAAGUUGAACGAAUAAAAAUUGAACGAAAUCUUUACAAGUCGUUUCAAGUUCUACCUCCUAAGCCAACUCAUGAAGUUGUUCACCGUUCAGAGUUGAUACAUGAUAUAAAAUCUGAUCUGGAAAAGCUGCAUCACGAUAACGACGAUAAACUCACAUAUUUCUUUAUCUCUGGGAAUCCAGGAAGUGGAAAGUCCCAACUUGCCAGACAAGUCUGUGAAGAUAUUUACAAAACAGUUGAUUGGAGGACAGAAGCAAUAUUUUGCAUGACAUUAGACGGAAGAGAUUUAGAUUCACUUUUGAAUUCAUACGAGGACUUUUGUCGCCGGCUAAAUUGCAACGAAAGUGCGUUGGAAAGCGUGUUGAAUUCAUCAAAAGCAAAAGAUGAGAAAAUCAAAAAUUUAAGAUCGCAAAUUUCUAGCAGAAUAAGGAACUGGAAAAAGUGGUGGAUCAUCGUGGACAAUGUAGAAAAUCCCGAGCUCGUUUUCCCACUUCUGCCACAGUUAGGCGAUGAACUUUGGAAUAACGGUCAAAUCAUAUUAACAACACAAAACAGAAAUUGUCUUCCUGAUGACAGCCUUUCAAAUAAACAGAUUUCCCUCAGUUCAGGUAUGAGUGAUCAAGAAUGUCGCAAACUUCUAACUCUCUUAUCAAGAAUUGACAUCAAUGAUGCAAUACUAGACGAGGUUGCAGAGAAGUUGGAUCGCCAACCAUUGGCAAUGGCUGCGGCAGCCGUGUACAUGAAACAAGUCAUCCAAAGUUGCCCGGAUUUUUCUUGGCAAGAUUAUUUAGGAAAGCUAGAACAGGAUAAGAGAAAAUCGACGGAGGAACGUCUUAAGCAGAUAAAUUUGGCAGCAUAUUCCUUAAGCAUGACGACAGCUGUGCUUUUAGCUGUUGAAAAAUGCACCGAAAACAACAAAAUUCUCGAACACGCAUUCACACUUUUCUCUUUCAUAUCGUUCGAACCAUUACCACUGGACCUUGUUGUAAAAUACAUUCAGCUGCAAGAAGAAUCGCUGGAUGCUGAAGAUAUCAUUCUUGCAAUAAAUCUCUGCUCCUUGUUCGUUCAUGUUGGAAAUAUGGAGAGAGAUGUCCGUCUACAUCGUGUUGUGCACGAAGCAGUCAAAAUAUAUUUUCUUUCCACAAAAUGUGAAGAUGACACAAUUUCCGGGACUGAAAUUUUAACUAAGAAAAGAACAGCGGAAAAUAAUUUGAAAGUUGUAAUGUUCAAAGUUUUGAAAACAAUUUAUUACUUCGAAGAUCGUAAAGACAAAAAUAAAACGAUUCCACAUUUAAAAGCAUUGCACAAAGAAAUUUAUAGAUUGUUUCCAAAUCAAGGGCUCUCAUUUUUGAGCUUCGAAUUUCACGAAACUGAAAUUUCUGAAAUGUAUUGUUUUUUUGGGGAAACGCUUCAUUACUUUUGCGAAAGAAAACUCUCAAUGGAAUUUUAUCACCAGGUAUUGAAAAUUAAAUUAGAAGAAUUCAAACCAAACCAUAUUCAUGUUGCUGCUUCAUACAACAACCUGGGUGUUGUGUAUUAUUAUAAAGGUGAUCUGGAAAUGGCUAGUGAUUAUUAUGAUCGGGCGUUAAAAAUUCAAUUAGAACAUUUAGGGCCAAACAAUAUUUACGUUGCCACUUCAUACAACAACCUGGGUAUUGUGUAUCAUGGUAAAGGUGAUCUGGAAAUGGGUAGUGAAUAUCAUGAACGGGCUUUAAAAAUUCGAUUAGAACAAUUAGGACCAAACCAUACUGACGUUGCCACUUCAUACAACAACCUGGGUAAUGUGUAUUAUAAUAAAGGUGAUCGGGAAAUGGCUAGUGAUUAUUAUGAUCGGGCGUUAAAAAUUAGAUUAGAACAAUUAGGGCCUAACCAUGUUGACGUUGCCACUUCAUACAACAACCUGGGUAAUGUGUAUCGUCAUAAAGGUGAUCUGGAAAUGGCUAGUGAUUAUAAUGAACGGGCGUUAAAAAUUAAAUUAGAACAGAUAGGACCAAACCAUACUGGCGUUGCCACUUCAUACAACAACCUGGGUACUGUGUAUCAUGAUAAAGGUGAUCUGGAAAUGUCUAGUGAUUAUUAUGAACGGGCGUUAAAAAUUAGAUUAGAACAAUUAGGGCCUAACCAUGUUGACGUUGCUGCUUCAUACAACAACCUGGGUAUUGUGUAUCGUGAAAAAGGUGAUCUGGAAAUGGCUAGUGAUUAUCAUAAACGGGCGUUAAAAAUUAGAUUAGAACAAUUAGGGCCAAACAAUACUGACGUUGCCGCUUCAUACAACAACCUGGGUAUUGUGUAUCGUGAAAAAGGUGAUCUGGAAAUGGCUAGUGAUUAUCAUAAACGGGCGUUAAAAAUUAGAUUAGAACAAUUAGGGCCUAACCAUGUUGACGUUGCUGCUUCAUACAACAGCCUGGGUAUUGUGUAUCGUGAAAAAGGUGAUCUGGAAAUGGCUAGUGAUUAUCAUGAACAGGCUUUAAAAAUUAGAUUAGAAAAAUUAGGGCCAAAGCAUAGUAAGGUUGCUGCUAUAAAGGUGAUCAAAGGUGAUCCGGAAAUGGCUAGUGAUUAUCAUGAACGAUCGGUAAAUCUCUCCUCCGUUGCAGGGCGCUUCUCAUUUACUCGACGACGUUGUUGUAUUCUAUGAUAGCCCAGGUGAUGCUAGCAACGAGGUGAUGUGGAAAGUGCUAAAGAUAAUCAUCAAUACGGGUCGCUAUUACUAUCAUCGAGCACCGAAAACUAUUUCAGGAUGGGACAUGUUUGCCUUGAAAAAGACGAUCCGGAACGUGCCAUUGAUAAUUUCAAACCGAACAUUGUAUCGGGUUCGGACUAUGGGGAUAUAGAACUGUACUGACUCUACAACUUUUUAUUGCAUGCAAUAUAUUGUGCGUAGUCUUACAUUGGAACGAGACAGAACUAAUUAACGGUGAACAAGUUCACAUAGUUUUCGUAACCUAAAGCUUAUGUCGCUCAUCGUAGUUCCUGUACUUUACUUUAUUCCUCGUUUAUUUCAAGAGAUACCUACAUUUCUUUAAUUCUUAGUUGGCUGAGAAUGUGUUGAAAUCAGUGUAUCAUUAU
Molecule: messenger RNA, 3864 nt
Organism: Dendronephthya gigantea
Lineage: Eukaryota; Metazoa; Cnidaria; Anthozoa; Malacalcyonacea; Nephtheidae
Exons: 3
Coding region: 338-3433 (1031 amino acids)
Cellular component (GO): kinesin complex
Molecular function (GO): protein binding
Source: RefSeq, a predicted model, not a curated record